AGAAUCAUUCAUUUACAUACAUGCAUGUGCACAUAGAGAGAGAGAGAGAGAGCUGGGGUGUGCUGUGCUUCCCAUUCAGUCUCAGCUCGAUUCAAAACUCGAUACUAUCAAUCUCUGUUCAUCACUUCAUCGAUCUCCAUUUUCCGACGGUGAAAUUCGAUCGUGGGUUUUCAAUUUCAAUCCUUCUUAUGUCUCUCUGUGCUGUGUUUGUUGUAAGAUCUGGUCUAUAGUUGUUUGAUCGAUCAAUCAGGAGGCAGUGCAUUGGUUUUUCGCGGAGAUUGCCAAAACGCCCGGAUCUUUACUUGAGGCGGUGAGGCACGGGUCUGGGCUGUCAGUUGAGCAAAUUGUAGUGGAAAGAUUCUGCUUUUGAAGUUGAAGACUGAAAAAGCAGAUUCUACUAAUGCUUUUUUCUAUCCAUUUGAAGGUGUUAAACGUUGAGGCAUGCGUGUCGGCUACAUCUCUUGAUAGGACUAAAGUUUGUUAGUUUCAAUCCCUUGUUCUUGGCAAUGGAAUCAGAAGGAGAAACUGGGGGGAAGUCCUUGAAGAGCCUGGGUGGUCAGGUCUGCCAGAUCUGUGGUGAUAAUGUUGGCACAACUGUGGACGGUGAAUCGUUCGUUGCUUGCGAUGUCUGUGCAUUUCCCGUUUGCAGGCCAUGCUAUGAAUAUGAGAGGAAGGAUGGGAAUCAGUCUUGCCCUCAAUGCAAGACCAGAUAUAAAAGACAUAAAGGAAGCCCUGCUAUUCGUGGCGACAGCGAAGAAGCUGGUGAUGCCAAUGAUGGUGCCAGUGGUUUUCGUUACAUAUCAGGGAAUCAAGAUGAGAAGCAGAAGAUUGCGGAGCGCAUGUUAAGCUGGCACAUGACAUAUGGGCGAGGGGAAGAUGUUGGGUCUCCAAACUAUGAUAAAGAGGUCCCCCAAAACCAUAUUCCGUUGCUCACUAAUGGGCGAGAGGUUUCCGGAGAGUUGUCUGCAGCCUCACCUGAACAUCUUUCGAUAUCGUCUCCCAGACCUGGUGGAGGAAAACAAGUACAUCCACUCCCUUAUGCAGCAGAUAUGAAUCAAUCACCUAAUAUUAGGGUUGUCGAUCCAGUGAGGGAGUUUGGAUCACCAGGGUUGGGCAAUGUAGCCUGGAAAGAGAGAGUUGAUAGCUGGAAGAUGAAGCAGGAGAAGAAUGUUGUUCCUAUAACAACUAGCCAUGCUGCUUCUGAAAGAGGUGGAGAUAUUGAUGCCAGCACGGAUGUGCUGGUGGAUGACUCAUUGUUGAAUGAUGAAGCUCGGCAGCCCCUUUCAAGGAAGGUCUCUAUUUCUUCAUCCAGGAUAAAUCCUUACAGGAUGGUUAUUGUCCUGCGGCUCAUUGUUCUCAGUAUUUUCUUGCAUUACCGUCUAACAAACCCUGUGCAAAAUGCCUAUGCUCUGUGGCUGAUAUCUGUUAUAUGUGAGAUUUGGUUUGCAAUAUCAUGGAUAUUGGAUCAGUUCCCCAAGUGGCUUCCCGUGAACCGUGAAACAUAUCUUGACAGGCUUGCGCUUAGAUAUGACAGAGAAGGAGAACCAUCACAGUUAGCUGCUGUUGACAUCUUUGUCAGUACUGUUGACCCUUUAAAGGAGCCUCCUCUUGUUACAGCCAAUACUGUCCUGUCCAUUCUUGCAGUUGACUAUCCAGUCGACAAGGUCUCAUGCUAUGUCUCUGAUGAUGGUGCGGCAAUGUUGACAUUUGAAGCUCUGUCUGAAACAUCUGAAUUUGCUAGAAAAUGGGUUCCUUUCUGCAAGAAGUAUAGCAUUGAGCCCCGGGCUCCAGAAUGGUAUUUUGCUCAAAAGAUUGACUACCUGAAGGACAAAGUUCAGCCAUCAUUUGUCAAAGAUCGCAGGGCAAUGAAGAGAGAGUAUGAAGAGUUUAAAAUUCGUGUGAAUGGACUCGUUGCCAAGGCUCAAAAAGUUCCUGAAGAAGGAUGGAUCAUGCAAGAUGGUACACCGUGGCCUGGAAAUAACAUCAGGGAUCAUCCAGGAAUGAUCCAGGUAGCCUAA
Molecule: messenger RNA, 2018 nt
Organism: Ilex paraguariensis (yerba mate)
Lineage: Eukaryota; Viridiplantae; Streptophyta; Magnoliopsida; Aquifoliales; Aquifoliaceae
Source: the annotation of a GenBank genome assembly